CUUCCUUUUCCCUGCCCUUGGAAGCAGCACGAGACUGUCUGUUCGGCAUCAUAACAUGGCUAAACUGAGCAAAGAGAGCAAACAGCGGCUGCAGCAGCUGUUCCAGUGCGGCCAGUUUGUCAUCCGAUGGGGUUUUAUUCCAACCGUGCUGUACCUCGGUUUCAAACGAGGAGCAGAUCCAGGGAUGCCUGAACCUACUUUCUUAAGCUUGCUCUGGGGCUGAGGAACAUCUUCACACAACCAAUCCCUAACCAUCAACCAAACCAUGUGACCCACCUGUGACUGGACGAAAUGGACUUCUUUUGCUUUCCCCUCUAAAAAUAAUAAUGAUCAGAUGACAUUUGUACAUUGUUUCUCACUACCUGUAAAGUAAUGAUUGGAUGUUAUCCAUUUCCAUGUAGUCUGUAACUAUGGUGCAUGUACAGAGAUGUGUGAACAGGUUUGUCCCUUGAAAUACACGCUGAUUGGACUAUCAGUUGGAGGGUUAUGUUUUGUUAAUGCAAAGCACUGAUGUUUGUUUCCUGUUUUUUCUUAGUUUUUAUUUGUAAUUUAACAUUUCUGAAAAUAAAUCUUCAAAGAAA
This is a messenger RNA of Neolamprologus brichardi, 581 nucleotides long. RefSeq names its product translocase of outer mitochondrial membrane 7 homolog (yeast) (gene tomm7). Gene Ontology annotation, biological process: protein import into mitochondrial matrix. Gene Ontology annotation, cellular component: mitochondrial outer membrane translocase complex. The record is from RefSeq and is a predicted model, not a curated record. Lineage: Eukaryota; Metazoa; Chordata; Actinopteri; Cichliformes; Cichlidae.